This is a messenger RNA of Caenorhabditis auriculariae, 2895 nucleotides long. Lineage: Eukaryota; Metazoa; Nematoda; Chromadorea; Rhabditida; Rhabditidae. The record is from the annotation of a GenBank genome assembly.
AUGAACUUUCUACUGAUCGCUCUUCUUUUAUUGAUUUGCGAAGCCGUUUACGCUGAUUUGCUAAGCCGUGACCACGACUGGCCAGGUGAUUUUGAAGAAAUUCCCAGGUAAUAAGCUGGUAAGCAUGAACCUGAGGUACCACAAAAUUACCUGAGGUAGUAAAAAUUAAAUUUUUCAACCGUAAAAUGACAUCUUUGUUAGCGAAAAACCCCUAUGCUGUUCAGCAUUUUUUUAAGUUUCGUCAUUUGUAAUUUUCAGAAAUAGAUUCGUAGGCGUUUUUUAAGAGGUUUUAUAUGAAAAGGGAUUUCACUGUAAACUUCUAAACAUUUUAGCGUUGAUUUCUUCAACUAAAAGCCCUUUAGAUAACGGAAAGAUCUUGCUGACAACUUUUGAAACAUGAGAAAAUCUCGAAAUAUAAGGAACAAAAGGUAUUUUCUAGGUAGGAGGACGACUACUGUAUCUCAGCAGCCGACAGUAACGACGUCGACUCAAUCUUCAGCAACGACUUCCGGGAGGAUUGCGACUGAGAAGCUUGUCGCAUUUACAAAUGUAUUCUUUGAUUUUUUUUUUUUGUCCCUCCUGUUAUUCAUGCUCUUCGAACGAGUCGAAAAAUACUUUUGGCGGGGAACUCGAGGUCAAACAUAGAAAAAUCUUGUACAAAUAAGUUUUUUUUAAAAUUUGUAUAGUCAAUCUUUCCCGAUUUGAAAGGCGAAAUGGGUGAAUUGGCAAGCGUGAAGCGUUGCGUGUGCGACGCGGAUUUUGUUCGUUUUACAAGAAGUUCUAAUUUUUUAUGGGUUUGAAAAGAUUUAGGUGAACGUACAAAAGUUUGAAAAUUAUUGAAAAUUAAUUUUUUUUUUCUAUUUUGCCUGUCAAGUCGAGAAGGAUCGACUAGAUUUUUGGGAAUGUUUGGAGAUGAUUUGAAGCUAGUUCUAAGAGAAAUUCACUCAAGAAAGAGUAGUUUUAGACACUGACCUCCUUGAACGACCCGGCGGCCACAAAAGAUCAACGACUUCAAGCCUUACUUGCCACGAUUCCAGCUGACCUUUCGGCUUCCGAUAAAGUAAAAAAAAACUCUAAACAACUUCUCGAACUUUUUUUUUACUAUUGAGGCAGUCGCAGAAGCUGUUGUGGCGAAUUUAACUGAUGUCUACGAAUUCAUAGGCACUUCACUCAGCAGCGCACCGGCCACUGUAAGUUUAAAAAAUGUCUUUUGAAGCUUCAAAAUUUUACGAAAAAUGUUUAUAUUUAGCUCCGUCGGCGCCUCCGAAGGCUUAGAAAACUUAGAAAACUACCGGCCAGCUUAGAAAACAGAUUCCUUUUCAAAUGGAUACCUAGAUUUUAUUUCAAGAAAUAUUGACAUCCCUCCUGAUGUAUCGAAUCCAUUAGGAAACGUUUCUCAAAAGUUUCCAAGCUAUCCAUUUGUCAAUAGAUGCCGUCAGAAUAUUUAAUAAUUUUUCCCAGACACUUUCCGACGAUCGACAGACAUUUCGAUGGUCUCUUUAAAAGAAAAAGAAAGAUGUGGUCGUAAAAUUGCAAAAAGAGACUUUUUUGGUCAGGAGAGGAACGAGUCUUACGAUUUGCAAAAAACUGGGCCCAGAUGCUCUGAGCACGUGCGAACUGGGAAUCGAGUUCGUAAAAGAUGUCUGUAGACGUUUUUUUGUUAUCCAGAUAUGGUACGAGUUGCGGACAAUUUUUAAUGAAGAUUUUUGGAACUUUUCAAAUUUGGAAGCUAUUUGAAGCUUUCAAGUCACUGAUUCUUCAAUUUUUCGUUGAUUUCUCAUAUCUCCAAAGCAAGAGUAUUUUCCAGAUAAUGUCCAAGUUGACUUGAUUUCGAUUUAUUCGAGGAGCAUUUGACCACAUUCAUAGGAAACAUCCAAACUUAUAACAAAAAUAACUUCCAUUGUUAGUUUUUUUUUUUGCUGCUCAUGUGAUCUUAUUCAUUUCUUUCUCUUUCCCAUUGAGUCAGAAGAGUGCAAUUGGCAGGUUCAAAGUGCGUACGCGGACAUCGCGAAGCUGUCCUGCAGCCCGUCGUUCUACAGUUUGCCGAAGAAGACGCGCAUCGCCCAGGUCGGUCACGUGUAUCGAUUGCCUCUCUUCGAGUCUCCGAGUAAACGGCUUCCAGUCGCCGCCAAAAACUUUCCUGGAGGUCACCAAAAAAGAAAAAAGUGCCAUUUCGACUUGCUAACUGGCUCAUAUGAUCAUAUGACUGGCCAGGGAAAACAUGACCAGGAAAAAAAAAUGACUGCCAAACAGUUUUACAACACGAAAUGGCAAUGGCAGUCACGAUCCAGAAAUUUGUUUUUGGUCUUGGGAAAAAUUUGGCGAACGAUUCUACGAAAUGUUUCGCUAUGGUGUUUUGAGGAUCAAAUAUUAUAUUAAAGGUAUCGAGGCGAUAAGCCUUUUUUAGUGUUUAAUGCAAGAUUUCCGUGUUAUCAAACACCCUGAAAAAGAAUUUUGGAUCAUAUUAUACUUGAAAAACUUUUGACUUUGUUUUUAAUUUGAUAAUUUUACGCCAUUUUGCUGAUCUUUUAUAGGAGGAAAGAAAGCUUUCAAAGGCUUCUUGGCCUUUCUCUGUGGUGUUUGGGCCUAUGAUCCUAACAUAGUCCAACUACUGUGAACAGACUUCAUAGUUUUCAAAUGGUUACAGGUUGAGAACAUUGUUGAAAGCUUGAGCGAAGAUGACCGUCAGAGUCUUCUGACCCUUGAACAAAACGUCAAGGUUUGAAAACUACAAAGAUCUUUCCCAUAUUGAACUUUAGGACCAAUGCAAAACUAAGAAAGUGAGUCAGCAGCCGUACACGUUGGGAAAUCUCUACGGGAACAUGCUCUCAAACGUAAAUGGACUAUUGUAAUCUUAAACAAAUUUAAAUUCAGGGCUUGGUUCUACCGAAAUGA